This is a messenger RNA of Penicillium paradoxum, 1527 nucleotides long. RefSeq names its product protein translocase subunit TIM50. Gene Ontology annotation, molecular function: phosphoprotein phosphatase activity. NCBI's taxonomy places the organism in Eukaryota, Fungi, Ascomycota, Eurotiomycetes, Eurotiales, Aspergillaceae. Bases 1 to 1527 code for a protein of 508 amino acids. The record is from RefSeq and is a predicted model, not a curated record. The transcript has 3 exons.
AUGCUUAGUCGCGCAGUUUUGCCUCUGACGAGGCCAAAUGUCCUCGCCUCUACCGUCCGAGCCUCAACCCGGUCGGUGCGCCCUUCGUACACUGCAUACAAGCUUUCCCCAGGUCUCCAGCUCCGGGCAAACUCGACCAACUCCAACAAGCCCAAGGCUCCCGAAUCAGCCUCAAAAGACUUUACCCCAGAUCAACCCGAGUUCGAUACCAAGGCUGAACCCGAGACAACUUCUUCCGAUAAUGUUGAACAACCACAGAGACCUCUCCCCGACCUGACACAGGGUAUCCCCUCGACAUUGGCCGCGGAAUUAGAAGGUCGCAUGAAGAAGGGACCCUUGAACCUUACAGAAGAUCCUACCUACUCCGAAGAGUACAGCGAAGAAGGCCGAGGAGGUGGUGAUAUUCCCAAGGGUGGAUAUGAGACAUCUAUCGACCGCCGCAAGGCCCGCAUGGCCAACAUAAUGUACGCAGCCAUGUUGCUCGCCGGUAUUGCCGGUAUGGGCUACUUGGGUCGCAACUGGGAUAGCGAAGAAGAGGAGCGUGUUCACACCGAGACUCCAUCAGGAUGGGGUCUGGGUCUUUGGUACAGCCGCAUCAAGGCCCGCAUGAGUGAUCUUACCAGUUACUACAAGGAUCCUGCUUUCCCCAAGCUGCUUCCCGAUGAAGACGCUGAGAUGCGUCAGCCAUACACCCUGGUACUCAGUCUUGAGGAUCUCCUUGUUCACAGCGAAUGGAGCCGUGAGCACGGAUGGCGUGUUGCCAAGCGGCCUGGUGUCGACUACUUCCUCCGCUACCUGAACCAGUACUACGAGCUCGUUCUGUUUACCAGUGUUCCCAGCAUGAUGGCCGAUCAGGUCCUCCGCAAACUCGACCCUUACCGUAUCAUCCGCUGGCCCUUGUUCCGCGAGGCUACCCGUUACAAGGAUGGAGAGUACAUCAAGGAUCUGCAAUACCUGAACCGUGAUCUGUCCAAGGUUAUCCUUAUCGACACCAAGGAGGAGCACGCCCGCUUCCAACCCGAGAACGCCAUUGUCCUAGACAAGUGGACCGGUGACCCGCAGGAUAAGACGCUGGUCGCCCUUAUCCCCUUCUUGGAAUACCUCGCUGGAAUGGGCGUUGAAGACGUGCGCACUGUGCUCAAGUCCUUCGACGGCACUCCUAUCCCCGCUGAGUUUGCCAAGCGCGAGAAGGCGAUGCGCGAGCGCUUCGAGAAAGAGCUUGCCGAGGAGCAGAAGAAGAAGCCCUCGCGCGGCCUGGGCAACUUCGCCGCUGCACUUGGCUUGAAAUCUUCCAACCCUCUGACCGGCGAGCCGAGCCCCUCUGAGGGUCUGGCUCAGGGCAAGAUGCUUUGGGAUCAGAUUCGCGAGCGUGGCCAGAAGAACUACGAGAUGGUAGAGUCGGAGAUCCGCCUGAACGGCGAGAAGUGGCUUGCUGAGAUGGCCGCCGAAGAGGAGAAGGCCCGCCAAGAGCAGAUGCAGAGCAUGAAGGGUUCUUUCACUGGGAUGUUCGGUGGUGGCUCCAAGUAA